Molecule: messenger RNA, 504 nt
Organism: Dissoconium aciculare CBS 342.82
Lineage: Eukaryota; Fungi; Ascomycota; Dothideomycetes; Mycosphaerellales; Dissoconiaceae
Exons: 1
Coding region: 128-403 (91 amino acids)
Source: RefSeq, a predicted model, not a curated record
UCAUAGUACGUCAGGUAUAUCCCACCACCCGGCGACACUUCCGCAGCGAUUCCCAUGGUUCCGGAUGCAGUAUCAUCGUCAUCGUAGCGUCCAUCAGUAAUGAGUGGUACCUAGGUAUAUAACAAUAAUGAUAAUAAUAAUAAGCGAGAAGAGGCGAGAGAGAGAGAGAGCCAGCCCUACACGAGACGGAACUGCCCUACACGCGACGAAAUCUCCAAUGACCACAUCAUCUGUACGUAUGUAUGUAUGUAUAAUGAGGAUGCGGCGAGUCAACAUGGGGGAUCUCUCCGUCUCUGUCUCUCUCUGUCUCUCUCUCUCUGUGUCUAUGCCACUCCUCAUAUGCCGAUGCCGAUUCCCAUCCCACUCUCAAAGGAUACAACGAAACAAUGCAGCAUAUGUAUAGCCGCAGUAGUUCAGCCAACCUGCAUGCCACUCGUCAGGGAUUUCCCCAACGCUCGGGGGGCUCCCGAGUGAGAACUUGACAAGCAACGGACGGGACAGGAC